CGGCCUCUCUUCCCUCCCACCAUUUUCUGGGGACCGUUCGCCGCCCUUUUGGAGCUCCCUUCUGAGGAGAAAUCGAAGGGGCCGGCGGCCAUCCAGACCUUAAAAAGGAGGCGUCAUGGGUGACGUGAAAAACUUCCUGUAUGCCUGGUGCGGGAAAAGGAAGGUGACCCCAACCUAUGAAAUAAGAGCGGUGGGGAACAAGAACAGGCAGAAGUUCAUGUGUGAGGUUCGAGUGGAAGGAUUCAACUAUACUGGCAUGGGCAAUUCUACAAAUAAAAAAGAUGCGCAGAGUAAUGCUGCCAGAGACUUUGUCAAUUACCUGGUCCGGGUCAAUGAAGUCAAGAGUGAAGAAGUGCCAGCUAUGGGGGUGGCACCACCAACUACUGAAACACCUGAUGCAGCAGCAGCUGCCACCGCCGCAGCUACAGCAGGAACAGGUAGCGGUGGAGAUUUCCCAACUGCCUCGGGAGGACCCCUGCCUCCACAUCUGGCCAUUAAAGAAGAGGGAGGUUUGACUGCUGAGGGUGGAGAUUCUGACUAUGACGGUGGUGGUGCUGAUGGCACGUGGGAUCGCGGAGCCAAUUUGAAGGAUUACUACACGAGGAAGGAGGAGCAAGAAGCCCAAGCGACUCUAGAGUCAGAAGAAGUGGAUUUAAAUGCUGGGCUUCACGGAAACUGGACGUUGGAGAAUGCUAAGGCUCGGCUGAACCAAUUUUUUCAAAAGGAAAAAGUCCAGGGAGAAUAUAAAUACACCCAAGUGGGUCCAGAUCACAACAGGAGCUUUAUUGCGGAAAUGACUGUGUACGUCAAGCAGCUGGGUCGAAGAAUCUUUGCCCGUGAGCAUGGAUCGAACAAAAAGUUAGCAGCACAAUCUUGUGCACUGUCCCUGGUCAGACAGUUCUACCAUCUUGGGGUAAUUGAACCUUACUCUGGACUGACAAAGAAGAAGGAAGGAGAGUCGGUGGAACCUUAUACCGUGAACCUGUCUAACGACUUAGAGCAUCAGCUGCAGAAUGUCGUACAGGAACUUUGCCUGGAGAUCUUGCCACCACCUGAAGAUCCCAGUUUUCCAGUUACCCUCAACAUGGGCAAACUGGCCCAGUUUGAACCAUCCCAACGGCAGAGUCAGACUGGAGUUGUCCCGUGGUCGCCACCUCAGUCGAACUGGAAUCCAUGGACCAGUAGCAACAUUGAUGAGGGUCCCUUGGCCUACGCUACCCCAGAGCAGAUAAGUGCAGACCUGAAAAAUGAACUCAUGUACCAGCUCGAACAGGAUCGUGAUCUAAAAGCGAUUUUGGAAGAGAGGGAGAUGCUGCCGGUGAAGAAGUUUGAGAAAGAAAUCUUGGAAGCCAUCCAUCACAAUUCUGUUGUCAUUAUCCGUGGUGCUACUGGAUGUGGUAAAACCACUCAAGUUCCUCAGUUCAUUCUGGAUGAAUGCAUCUGGAACAAUCGAGCCGCAGAGUGUAACAUUGUGGUUACUCAGCCUAGGAGAAUCAGUGCAGUUUCGGUCGCAGAGCGAGUAGCAUAUGAGCGAGGAGAAGAGCCUGGAAAAAGCUGUGGCUACAGUGUGCGAUUUGAGUCUGUCCUUCCCCGUCCUCAUGCCAGUGUGAUGUUCUGCACUGUCGGGGUGCUCCUAAGGAAACUGGAAGCUGGCAUUCGUGGAAUUAGUCACGUAAUCGUAGAUGAAAUCCAUGAAAGAGACAUAAAUACCGACUUCCUUUUGGUGGUGCUGCGGGAUGUGGUGCAAGCUUACCCCGAGGUGCGCAUUGUUCUCAUGUCUGCCACCAUCGACACUAGCAUGUUCUGCGAAUAUUUCUUCAACUGUCCCAUCAUUGAAGUCUAUGGCCGGACCUACCCUGUUCAAGAGUAUUUUCUGGAAGACUGUAUUCAGAUGACCCAGUUCAUUCCUCCACCAAGGGACAAGAAGAAAAAGGACAAGGAUGAUGACGGUGGUGAGGAUGACGAUGUAAGGCCUCCUCAAAUGACUCUCUGGUGCCAGAAGUAUUUGAACAAAUUGAAAUGGAAAACGAUGACUGCAGGUGAUAGAACGGAUGCAAAUUGUAACCUGAUCUGCAGUGAUGAUUAUGGCCCAGAAACCAAGCGUUGCAUGGCUCAGCUGAAUGAGAAAGAAACUCCGUUUGAGCUCAUUGAGGCGUUGCUAAAAUACAUUGAGACCCUGAACGUUCCUGGAGCUGUACUGGUCUUCCUUCCAGGCUGGAAUCUGAUUUACACCAUGCAGAAACACCUAGAAAUGAACCCACACUUCGGGAGUCACCGAUACCGGAUAUUGCCUCUGCAUUCACAGAUUCCUCGGGAGGAACAGCGCAAAGUUUUUGAUUCGGUGCCAGCUGGAGUGACCAAGGUUAUUUUGUCUACCAACAUUGCCGAGACCAGCAUUACCAUUAACGAUGUUGUUUAUGUGCUCGACUCCUGCAAGCAGAAGGUGAAAUUGUUCACUGCUCACAACAACAUGACCAACUAUGCUACAGUCUGGGCAUCCAAAACCAACCUGGAGCAGCGGAAAGGCCGAGCUGGUCGUGUGCGGCCUGGAUUCUGUUUCCAUCUCUGCAGCCGAGCUCGCUUUGACAGGCUUGAAACCCACAUGACUCCUGAAAUGUUCCGAACACCGCUGCACGAAAUUGCUUUGAGCAUCAAGCUUUUGCGCCUGGGAGGAAUUGGUCAGUUCCUGGCCAAAGCCAUUGAGCCACCACCACUGGAUGCUGUGAUUGAAGCGGAACACACUCUCAGAGAGCUUGAUGCACUGGAUACCAAUGAUGAGUUGACACCUCUGGGAAGAAUCCUGGCUAAACUCCCCAUCGAACCUCGCCUGGGCAAGAUGAUGAUCAUGGGCUGCAUUUUCUAUGUCGGGGACGCUGUGUGCACCAUCUCUGCUGCCACCUGUUUCCCAGAACCCUUCAUCAAUGAGGGCAAACGACUUGGUUACGUCCACCGGAAUUUUGCCGGGAGCAGAUUUUCGGAUCACGUGGCCCUACUGUCGGUGUUCCAAGCCUGGGAUGAUGCCAGAAUGGGUGGGGAAGAGGCAGAGAUACGCUUCUGUGAGCACAAAAGGCUUAACAUGGCUACACUCAGAAUGACUUGGGAGGCCAAAGUCCAACUCAAGGAAAUUCUGAUUAAUUCUGGCUUCCCAGAAGACUGUUUGCUGACCCAAGUAUUCAACAACACCGGACCAGACAAUAACUUGGAUGUUGUGAUUUCCCUGCUGGCUUUUGGGGUGUACCCUAAUGUCUGCUACCACAAAGAAAAGAGGAAGAUUCUUACGACCGAGGGGCGCAAUGCACUUAUUCACAAGUCAUCUGUCAACUGCCCCUUCAGCAGUCAGGACAUGAAGUACCCAUCUCCUUUCUUCGUAUUUGGAGAAAAGAUUCGCACACGGGCCAUCUCUGCCAAAAGCAUGACUUUAGUGAGUCCCCUGCAGCUGCUGCUCUUUGCCUCCAAGAAAGUUGUAUCCGAUGGGGAGAUUAUGGUAUUGGAUGACUGGAUCAAGCUGCAGAUGUCUCACAAUGCUGCUGCCUGUAUCACUGCCCUCCGGGCAGCCAUGGAAGCCCUGGUGGUUGAAGUAACCAAAGAACCUGAAAUCAUCAGCCAGUUGGACCCUGCGAACGAGCGAAUGCUCAAUAUGAUCCGCCAGAUUUCCAGGCCCGCCGCAGCAGGCAUCAACCUCAUGGUUGGCAGCGCAAGGUAUGGUGAUGGCCCUCGCCCACCCAAAAUGGCUCGCUACGACAACGGAGGCGGAUACAGAGGGAGCCAGGGCGGUUCUGGCUAUCGAGGUGGAGGCUAUGGCGGGGGAGGCUACGGCAGCGGUGGUUACGGUGGGGGAGGCUAUAGGGGUGGCUAUAAUUCCUAUCGAGGAGGUUAUCAAAGUGGAGGGUACAGAGGGUCAGGCGGAGGUUACAAUAGAGGGGGGUCUGGAGGCGGCUAUGGAGGAGGCGGCUAUGGAGGAGGAGGCGGCUAUGGAGGAGGUGGCUAUGGAGGCGGCGGCUAUGGAGGAGGAGGAGGCUAUGGAGGAGGAAACUUUGGAGGAGGAAACUAUGGAGGAGGAAACUUUGGAGGAGGGAACUUUGGAGGAGGGAACUUUGGGGGCUACAGAGGUUUCAGAGGAGCUGGAGGAUUCCAAGGAGGGAACAGAGGGGGCUAUGGGGAAGGAUUUGGGGGGCAAGGAAGGGGAAGAGGAGGUUAUUAAAAGAAGUGGUUAUUUUAGAAUCCAUACUCCCAUCUUCAGAUAGUCCUAAACUAUGCAUGAUGUUUUUUUCCAAUAAAUUGUCAGUAAGUCAAGCCUAUUUUUCACUUCCUGUAGCUUUGUCAUUGUAGGUUAAAGAAAAAUAGAUGUACCAGUGAUUUUUGUUUACAUGAUGUAAGAUACUGAUCUACUUCAGUAACACAGCUACUUUGUUCUUAAUUUGUUUUUGAAAUUAAUUUGAUAUGUAAAAUAAAGCAAAAGGUAAGGGUUCUGUGUGAUUAGCUAAUCUUUUGUGUUUACCCCUUAGACUUAAUUAUCAAUCUUGAAUGUCAUUAAAAAUCUAAGAACUGUCAGCCAACCCUUAGACAACUGUAGAGAACGGUGACAAGGAUGUGAGCGGUGGCUUGAAACAAAACUGAUUAUAUUUCUUCUGCAGCAAUCCUUGGUCAUCUAGCAGUAGGUGGUUCAGUUAGGUCUGUGUACCUCCCUGAGGAGAGAGUGGGGGGCUGCAUCCCUACAUGUCCAGGGGCAAGACUCCUCUUUUUCACUUUAGGUGCAAAAAAAGACAAAAAUCCAUGAUGAAACUGUUCAUCUUUAGAAAAUGAUUUGAUUUUUUUUUAUGACCUUUUUUUUUUCCAGGCUCCAGGCUUGUAAAAGUUGUAACUGAAAGGCCUGGCCUUACUAACAAACAUUUAACAUCAUGAACACCAAAGGAAUGGGCCUGGGCUCCCCAGUCACACUACUUGCUUCCCCUAGGUGUAAGUGAGCUAACUUGCCCUUUUCAGAAGAGCCUGAGAGGUAAAGGAGUAGAGGAUGGGGGAGGCAGAGGAAGGAUAAACGACUCACCCUUGCUUCCUCUUCCUCCAAUCCCAACUUUAUUCUAAUAAACACAAUCACUCAGGAGGGUUUUUCACAUGAAUACCUCCCCUAUGGUACUCUCUAACAAACUGAGGCUGGGAUUACAAGAUGAAUGUUUAAUUUAGAACCAUUUGCUGCUUUUGAAUUGGCAUUCAUACAUACAUAAGACCUUCGUCCCAAAAGAAGAAGGAAAAAAACAAACCCCCAAACCCAGGACUUGAGACAGCUAAGAUCUUGCUCACAUCUCUAAGCAACUGCUUUAGCCUUCUUUCUCAUCCCAAACACUUCAGGUGGGCUAUUGAAAGAUGGUCAGAGAUUAUUUCCUUCUAAAUGGGACCUAGGUAUCAAAAACUCUUAAUACAUUUAAUCUUGUCUACUACCUCCUUGAAGGUGACCUCCAAAAUUAAAUUCCAAGAUAGGAUAUGUUAAAUCAUUCUUUAAGACAGUUAACUAAGUUUCAUACUUUAAACUCAACCUUAAUUACAACGCACACAAAGUCCCUGAACAUUGUCUAUUUAAACAAAUGCCUUGACUAUGGAUCCUCGAUGUUAAACCUGUUUGUUUUAACUUGUAACUAUUCUAAUAUCUCCCUUCAGAUUUGCUUCUAUUGUGUUGUUAUUCAUUUCCAAGCUGAGGUUUUGCAUUAUUUUAGAAAGCAUAUCAUCUUUUUUGUCUCCUGCAGCAGCAUCUUUGUUAAGAGUUUCUUCUGCUUCAAUAAAAAGCUGGCCAGUUGG
Ornithorhynchus anatinus (platypus) is the source of this 5790-nucleotide messenger RNA. It is a transcript of the gene DHX9, whose product is annotated as DExH-box helicase 9. NCBI's taxonomy places the organism in Eukaryota, Metazoa, Chordata, Mammalia, Monotremata, Ornithorhynchidae. Bases 116 to 4201 code for a protein of 1361 amino acids. Gene Ontology annotation, cellular component: nucleolus; ribonucleoprotein complex; intracellular anatomical structure. The record is from RefSeq and is a predicted model, not a curated record. Gene Ontology annotation, molecular function: 3'-5' DNA helicase activity; double-stranded RNA binding; 3'-5' DNA/RNA helicase activity. Gene Ontology annotation, biological process: positive regulation of transcription by RNA polymerase II; regulation of mRNA processing. The transcript is spliced from 29 exons.